UGUGCUUUGGUGGGCUUCCACCUAACUUUUAUCUCAAUUUAACUUUUUCCCAUUUAAAUUGUGUUUUUGUAUAAGGCCUUAGUAUAAUUAUUUUCAUCAUCCAGCCGGUUAGUCAAUCAACAAAACAGUUACCGUUUACUUCGCGCACAAAUUGAAGCAAAAUGCCGAGUAACAAGACAUCUACCUCUGAUGGAAAAUAUUGUUUUGCCAUUGAUCGUGGUGGCACCUUCACCGAUGUCAUGUGCAUGUGUCCCGAUGGUCGAGUUCGCACCUUAAAAUUAUUGUCAGAAGACCCGGCCCGUUACAGUGAUGCCCCCCGCGAGGGUAUACGCCGUAUUUUGAAAGAGGAAACCGGUGUGGAUACAACCUCCUCAGGCUUAGUCGAUACCUCCCAAAUAGGUUGGGUGCGCAUGGGCACUACUGUGGCUACCAAUGCCUUGCUGGAGCGCAAAGGUGAUCCUGUUGUUCUAGUGGUCAACAAAGGAUUCCGGGACUUACUCUACAUAGGCAAUCAAGCGAGACCGAAAAUAUUCGAAUUGGACAUUAAAAAACCUUCGAAUUUGUACAAAAUUGUGGUCGAGGUCGACUGUCGCAUAGUGCCAGAAAUGCCCAAGGAAAGAUGCCAACUGAAGAAUAAAGAGUCCUGGCGUAUAUUGGAAGGUGCUGGUGGUUCUCGUUAUUUGGAAAUGCAACCCGUUGAUGAAGCAGCGGUACGCUCAUCUUUGAAACAAGUGAAAGACCAGGGCAUAACUUCUGUGGCCGUGGUUUUGGCCCAUAACUAUUCAUGUCCCGAACAUGAGUUGAAGAUUGGAGCUAUAGCUCGAGAGUUGGGUUUUGAGUACAUAACCUUGUCCCAUCAGGCAAUGCCUAUGUUUAGAUUAGUGCCUCGUGGCUAUACUACCUGUGCUGAGGCCUAUUUGACACCACAUGUGGAUCGUUAUUUGAAUAGUUUUAAAUCUGGCUUUGAUAAAGAACUGGCCGGUGUUGAAGUGCUCUUCAUGCAGUCAGAUGGUGGCUUAACUCAAAUUAACAAAUUUCGUGCCUCUAGAGCUAUUUUAUCUGGACCUGCUGGUGGUGUGGUGGGCUAUGCCAUUACGGGUUCUCGAGAAACUGAUAUGCCUUUGAUUGGUUUCGACAUGGGGGGCACUUCCACUGAUGUUUCCCGUUAUGCUGGUUCCUAUGAACAUGUGGUGGAAAGCACUACGGCCGGCAUAACCAUACAAGCUCCCCAAUUGGACAUAAACACUGUGGCCGCUGGUGGUGGUUCUCGUUUAUUCUUCAGAUCAGGGCUAUUUGUGGUGGGUCCCGAAAGUGCCGGGGCUCAUCCGGGACCGGCAUGUUACAAGAAAGGUGGCCCCCUGACGGUGACUGAUGCCAAUCUUAUUUUGGGUCGUUUGAAACCGGAAUAUUUUCCCAAAAUCUUUGGGCCACAUGAAAAUGAACCUUUGGACUAUGAGGCUUCCAAGCAAAAAUUUGAAGAAUUAUUGCAGGAAAUCAAUGAGAGCUUAAAGCUGCAGGGCAGCAAGAAACAGAUGUCACUGCAGGAGGUGGCUUUGGGUUUCAUACGUGUGGCCAAUGAGGCCAUGUGUAGGCCCAUACGAGCAUUGACUCAAGCCCGUGGCUUGGAUACCUCCAAGCAUGUUUUGGCUUGCUUUGGAGGUGCUGGUGGGCAGCAUGCAUGUGCCAUAGCUAGAGAAUUGGGCAUAUCCAAGGUUCUUAUACAUAAAUAUGCUGGCAUACUAUCAGCCUAUGGCAUGGCCUUGGCAGAUGUGGUGCAGGAAAUGCAAGAACCCAAUGGCUUGGAGUUUUCUCAAGCCAAUGAGGCUUCAUUGAAAAAGAGUUUGGAAAAUUUAAAGCAAAAAUGCCAGCAGGCCUUGGAAAAACAAGGUUUUGAGGAUAUCAGCAUAGAGUCGUUUCUGCAUUUGCGUUAUGAAGGCACCGAUUGUGCUUUAAUGUGUACUCAAUCCAAGGACUCCAAAAACUGGUUGGAAGGUUUUGAAAAAACCUUUCUGGAUCGUUAUCGCACAGAAUUUGGCUUUGUAUUGCAGAAACGUCGCAUCAUUGUGGAUGAUAUACGUAUUAGAGGCCUGGGCAAGAACAAAACUCCACCAGAAUUGGAAAUUGAAGCAGCUGCUAGUGAAUUACCCAGUAAAGAGGGCAGUACUAUGGUUAGCUUCGAUCAAGGCACCAUGGAUGCUCCCAUAUAUUUGACCGAAAAACUUUAUCAUAAACAUAAAAUUAGUGGGCCUGCUAUAAUCAUAGAUAAACUGUCCACCAUAUUGGUGGAACCCAAUUGUGAAGCCGAGGUGACCAAAUAUGGUGAUUUGGUGGUGCAUAUUAGGUCCUCGCAAGAUAACAAAGUGGAUGAGAAACUGGAUGCUGUACAAUUGAGUAUUUUCAGUCAUCGUUUUAUGAGCAUAGCUGAGCAAAUGGGAAGGGUACUGCAACGAACUUCCAUUUCCACCAACAUCAAGGAGAGACUUGAUUUUUCUUGUGCCUUAUUUGGUCCGGAUGGUGGCCUGGUCAGCAAUGCUCCCCAUAUUCCUGUGCAUUUGGGCGCCAUGCAAGAGACUGUGCAGUAUCAGUUGAAAGUCCGAGGUAAAACCUUGAAAAAUGGAGAUGUUAUUCUAUCAAAUCAUCCUCAAGCAGGUGGUUCACAUUUGCCUGACUUAACGGUGAUAACGCCAGUGUUUUACAAAAAUCAUAAUACCCCUGUAUUCUUUGUCGCCUCUCGUGGUCAUCAUGCCGAUAUUGGUGGUAUAACACCCGGUUCAAUGCCUCCUCACUCUACAUCAUUGGCUCAAGAGGGAGCCUCCUUUAAAUCAUUCCUUAUAGUUGAAAAUGGCACAUUCCAGGAGGAAGAUGUGGUAAAACGCUUUACCACACCCACUGAUGCUGAGGGAGCUACGGGAACCCGCAAUCUUUCAGAUAAUAUUUCCGAUUUAAAAGCUCAAAUUGCCGCCAACCAGAAAGGCAUACAACUGGUAUCCGAGUUGAUUGAUGGCUAUGGUCUCAAUGUGGUUCAAGCCUAUAUGGGUUAUAUACAACAAAACGCCGAAAUAGCAGUACGCGAUAUGCUCAGGGAAAUUGCCAAAAAUACCUAUGAACGCACUGGAGGUUAUAUUUUGCAAGCUGAAGAGUUCAUGGACAAUGGUUCGCCUAUAAAAUUAAGUGUCAGCCUUGAUGCUGAGCAAGGAUCGGCCAUUUGUGAUUUUACCGGUUCGGGCACCGAAGUAUGGGGCAACUGUAAUGCUCCAAGAGCCAUAACGCUUUCAGCUCUUAUCUAUUGCUUGCGUUGCAUGGUUGGUCAUGACGUUCCUUUAAAUCAGGGUUGUUUGGCUCCGAUACGAGUUAUCAUACCCAAAAAUUCCAUAUUAGAUCCCUCUGAGGGGGCUGCUGUGGUGGGAGGCAAUGUUUUAACCUCCCAACGCAUAGUUGAUACAGUGCUCAAAGCUUUUCGAGUUUGUGCGGCAUCUCAGGGUUGCAUGAACAACACCACCAUAGGUGAUGAACAGUGGGGCUAUUAUGAAACUGUGGCCGGUGGUGCGGGAGCCGGUCCCCAGUGGCAUGGUGCUGGUGGGGUACACUCACAUAUGACCAAUACGCGUAUCACAGAUCCUGAGAUCAUGGAAUUACGUUAUCCCAUGAUAUUGCAAAGAUUUUGUUUGAGAACUGAUGAAUCUGGAGGCCGCGGACUGUAUCAAGGUGGAGAAGGUGUAGAGCGCCAUAUUUUGUUCCGCAAACCAGUGACUUUAUCCGUGCUGACGGAACGUCGAACUUUGCAACCCUAUGGCUUGAAUGGUGGUGAGCCGGGUAAAAGAGGAUUAAAUUUGUUGGUCAAACCAGAUGGACGAAUUAUAUCGUUGGGUGGAAAGACUUGCAUCAAUGUUGAUGCUGGGGAUAUAUAUGCCAUGAAAACUCCUGGUGGUGGAGGUUAUGGCCCAGUCACCGAUGGAAAUAUUCCACAGCAAAAACAGCAGGAGGUAAGUGCUCAAUUUAUUGAGCGUGGCUCUGUUUAUGAUUAUCGUCAAGCUCAAGAAUCGGUUUGAAUUUAUGGCUUAACACACAUUUUUUGUUUUUUCUUUGUUAAUUAUCCAUGUAUACCAGUUUGUUAUCAAGUGCAAUAAUGUUUAUAUGUAUUUUUGAAAAAUUUA
This is a messenger RNA of Stomoxys calcitrans (stable fly), 4154 nucleotides long. RefSeq names its product 5-oxoprolinase. Gene Ontology annotation, biological process: glutathione metabolic process. The record is from RefSeq and is a predicted model, not a curated record. Bases 162 to 4049 code for a protein of 1295 amino acids. Gene Ontology annotation, molecular function: 5-oxoprolinase (ATP-hydrolyzing) activity. Gene Ontology annotation, cellular component: cytosol. The transcript has 7 exons. NCBI's taxonomy places the organism in Eukaryota, Metazoa, Arthropoda, Insecta, Diptera, Muscidae.